AUGCCAUCUCUACAGCGCUUCAGCUUACCAGACGACGUGCUCUACUCCAAGUUGCUUACCGUCGCUUCGCAGCAAGGCGAUCGUUCCAUUGUCGAUGAUCGCAUUUGUGGUACCCAUUUUGGUUAUCUUGAUAUUUUGCAUGGUACAGCUAAGCUGAAACAUGAACUGGAGCAGUCUCUCGACCUGUCUGUGCUGGGGAAGCGUGGAGACUUCUUCGUAGCUCUCCUGGCGCCUGCAGGAUUCGAGUUCAUUGUUGGUGUACUGGCCACUCUGGCACUAGGAGGAGUCAUCGUGCCCGUUCCGAUCGGAGCAUUGCCGGCUGAGGCAGCAUACGUUAUACGCCACUGUCAAGCACAGAUUCUGCUUGCAGGACCUGAACAAGCUCAGCUUGUGGCAGAGAUACAGGCAGAGAAUCCGACUCCCUCACUGGCGAUACCAGGUCAGGCUGAAAACACCAACACCCUUCCGCUAGUUACAUCCUACGUCUUAGACAGGUCUCUAGCUGUCACUGAGGAUACGCCAAGCAUUCUCUUCUUUACCUCAGGCACCACAGGACCUCCUAAAGGAGUUCUGCAUGCUCGUCGCACGAUCAACAAGUAUGCUCGUGAUCCCACGAUUGAGCGUCUUGACGAGGUCUGUCUGCUGCCAAGGGGAGCGUUCUGGUCCAUCUACUUCACCAAGCUCUUUCAGAUGCUUCUCCUGGGCGUUCGUAUCGAGAUCAACAACUUUGGCCGCAACUAUGAUCUGAUUUGGGAGAAGCUGCGUCAGAAGAUCGGCACUAAGAUCGUCCUGAGUCCAACGUUCUGGUAUGGUAUGAUGACGCAUUACAACUCGAACAUAGCCGGUCUGGACGAUUCAAGAAGGAUGGAAUAUGUCGAUGGCUUGAGAUACCUGAGAGAUGCAUGUAUGACGGGCGCCAUGCCGUCCGUCAGAUUGAAGGAGUUUUGGAAAGAUCUCAGGGGUGGCAGACCGCUCAAAGUCUUGUAUGGCACCACUGAGACACAAGAGAUCGCGGUCGUUCACGAAGAUGACUACUCAUUGGAGGCUGACCUGGGAACGCCACUUGCCAACGUCACCAUCAAGUUGUCUGGUGGAGAUCAAGGGGAGGUCCUGGUCAAAACUCCAUCUCUCUUCUUAGGCUACCUGCAUUCGAUCGCAGAGUCCACACGAAGGUUCGACUCGGAAGGCUACUUCAGGACCGGUGACCUUGCAUUCCGACAGAACGGACGUAUUGUUCUCACAGGACGAGCAAACAUGGAUUUGUUCAAAUUCUACACAUACAAGGUGCCUCGAUUGCAGGUCGAGAAUCGUCUCCUCGCCCUCCCAUAUCUGCAGGAAGGCUACAUAAUGCCCGUGGAAGAUCCCCAAUGUGACACCAGAGUGGCAGCAUUGGUACGAAAAACAGAUCGCACCGCCAAAGUUGACUUGGAACGAAUCCGAAGGGACUUGAAUGUGGAUCUACCAGCGUAUCAAUUGCCGACUGUGCUUCGUGUCUUGGAAGACAACGAGGUAGUGCCACGUACGUGGUCAGACAAAACGGCUAUGGCGAAGGCGGUCCAUCUCUUCUUUCCCCUGGAUACUGAGCAACGUUUGAUGGUAUCCAGACUCGAAGUCAUGGACAUCAGUGAAUUCAUGAAAGCAACCACAGAGAAGAUGUGGGACUUAUCUGGGAUGCGGUAG
Molecule: messenger RNA, 1680 nt
Organism: Fulvia fulva
Lineage: Eukaryota; Fungi; Ascomycota; Dothideomycetes; Mycosphaerellales; Mycosphaerellaceae
Product: Acyl-CoA ligase oryP
Exons: 5
Coding region: 1-1680 (559 amino acids)
Biological process (GO): fatty acid biosynthetic process
Molecular function (GO): very long-chain fatty acid-CoA ligase activity
Source: RefSeq, a predicted model, not a curated record